Molecule: messenger RNA, 1968 nt
Organism: Acipenser ruthenus (sterlet)
Lineage: Eukaryota; Metazoa; Chordata; Actinopteri; Acipenseriformes; Acipenseridae
Product: serine--tRNA ligase, cytoplasmic-like
Exons: 11
Coding region: 146-1696 (516 amino acids)
Biological process (GO): seryl-tRNA aminoacylation
Cellular component (GO): cytosol
Molecular function (GO): ATP binding; serine-tRNA ligase activity; tRNA binding
Source: RefSeq, a predicted model, not a curated record
UUUGCGCAUGCUGCAUUUCUUAGUCUCUAGUAUCUCUCCUGGGUUUGUCGCGCGAUACCUCUGUGUAACUUGGGUGUGUGUGGUUUUAAAUAUAUUUCUAUUUUACAUGAAUAUCUCUGCUGUUUAAUCAAACAAGAGAACGAAGAUGGUGUUGGAUUUGGAUCUGUUUCGCACAGAUAAAGGCGGAGACCCGGAGAGAGUGAGGGAAACGCAGGCGAAGAGAUUUAAAGAUGUCACUCUGGUGGACAGACUUGUGGAAGCGGACGGCGAGUGGAGGAAAUGCAGGUUCCGCGCGGACAACCUCAACAAAAUGAAGAACCUCUGCAGCAAGACGAUAGGAGAGAAAAUGAAGAAAAAGGAGCCUGUAGGUGAUGAUGACACGGUUCCAGACAGCGCUCAGAACCUGGAUGAGCUGACAGCAGAGCUUCUCUCUGGUUUAACAGUGAUGCAGAUUAAGAGAAUCCGCGUGCUGGUGGACGAGGCCAUAGUGAAGGGGGAUGCUGAGAGGCUGAGACUGGAAGCAGCGCGCUUCGAAUACCUGCGAGAGAUCGGAAACCUGCUUCACCCGUCCGUGCCCAUCAGCAACGACGAGGACGCUGAUAACAAGGUGGAGAGGACCUGGGGAGACUGCUCGCUUCAGAAGAAGUACUCUCACGUGGACCUGGUGGUGAUGGUGGAUGGGUACGAAGGGGAGAAGGGAGCUGUGGUGGCAGGCAGCCGGGGCUACUUCCUAAAGGGCCCACUGGUUUUCUUGGAGCAGGCGUUGAUCAAUUACGCCCUGCGGCUGCUGGCAGUGAAAGGCUACACCCCACUGUACACGCCCUUCUUCAUGAGGAAAGAGGUGAUGCAGGAGGUGGCACAGCUCAGCCAGUUUGAUGAGGAACUCUACAAGGUGAUCGGGAAGGGCAGUGAGAAGUCUGACGACAGCACGGUUGAUGAGAAGUACCUGAUCGCCACCUCGGAGCAGCCGAUCGCAGCCUUCCUCCGAGACGAGUGGCUGAACCCCGAGGACCUUCCCAUCAAGUACGCCGGCAUCUCCACCUGCUUCCGGCAGGAGGUGGGCUCCCACGGCCGGGACACCAGGGGCAUCUUCAGGGUGCACCAGUUUGAGAAGAUCGAGCAGUUCAUAUAUGCCUCCCCUCACGAUAACAAGUCCUGGGAGCUGAUGGAUGAGAUGAUUGGCACGGCUGAGGAGUUCUACCAGACGCUAGGCAUUCCGUACCGCAUUGUCAACAUCGUCUCAGGUGCCCUGAAUCACGCUGCCAGUAAGAAGCUGGACCUGGAGGCCUGGUUCCCGGGUUCGAGUGCGUUCCGUGAGCUGGUGUCGUGUUCGAACUGCACGGACUACCAGGCUCGCAGACUACGGAUCCGCUAUGGGCAGACCAAGAAGAUGAUGGACAAGGCUGAGUUUGUGCACAUGUUGAAUGCCACCAUGUGUGCCACCACCCGUGUUAUCUGUGCCAUCCUGGAGAACUAUCAGACUGAGGAGGGUGUCAUUGUACCGGAGAAACUCAGAGACUUCAUGCCACCUGGAAUGAACGAGAUCAUCCGGUUUGUGAAGCCUGCCCCGAUCGACCAGGAGAUGUCGAAGAAGCAGAAGAAACAGCAGGAUGGGGGCAAGAAGAAAGGAGGAGCCGGGGGCGUGGAGCCCACGCUGCAGAACCAAGUGGAGAACAUGUCUGUCAACGAGGCCUGAGAACUGGCGUGAAAGCACUGCUCCAUCAGAACCGGGUGUAAAAUAAUACAUCCAUCAGUCGAUCUGUUACACACGCACACACUUCAAUUGCAGGCUGGUCGCUGUUUGUUAAAUAAGAUAAGAGAACAUUGUAGUAACUGCUAGUCUUUCAUUUGUGCCUGUUGGAAUCAGCUGCUCAUUAUACAAGGUGAUCAGAUAUACAAGUCACAAGGCUCUUUCUGUAGUGUUGGUCUUCAGUACAAUAAAGGAAGUGACUGUAAUAAAACUAAAAA